Botrytis byssoidea is the source of this 535-nucleotide messenger RNA. RefSeq lists its product as uncharacterized. The record is from RefSeq and is a predicted model, not a curated record. The coding region runs from base 182 to 535 and encodes 117 amino acids. The transcript has 2 exons. Lineage: Eukaryota; Fungi; Ascomycota; Leotiomycetes; Helotiales; Sclerotiniaceae.
GCUGUGCGGAUCAUGAAUUCCUGACGGGUAUUCCGCAAAUGUAGCAAUUGCUCCCGAACAAUUAAACGAAGUCAUUCGAUCAAAUUCCCAAUAUUAUUGAAGCCUUUUUGAAAUCGCCUUUUUGAAAUCCCUCGCCAUAUCAAGAUGUGCGUAGAGCAAGAAGUUCGUUGCACAGGAUGCAAUGAAUCAAGUACCAGCGUUUACAUCUGUUCGAGGUUCAAGAGAUGGCAAAGAAACCACAAAAGGAUUGUCAGUCAUAGACGAUGUGGAGAAUUCAGUAUAUCUCGGCCAAGAAAACAAACAAGUUUGGCUCACGUGGAUUGUCCCAUUUAGCAAUACUGUUGCUUCCAAUCAUCAAGUUCGACAAAAUGCUUACUUUGAAACCUGCCAGCAACCCGAACAAGAACACGAACAAAUCGAGUAUGAACAUAAUGAAGCGUUCACGUAUGAUUACGCUUCACAAUGUCCAAGUCCAAUUCAAACAUAUCCGGCUUAUGCAAUGCCAUACCCACACUAUCCUUCAUGGUGUGUAUGA